AGCGCGCGCGUCUCAUUCUACCUGCUGAACUCGCGCUGCUCACAGCAUGGCUAAAUCUCAGUCGAGACGCUGCUGCUUCUGCAUACUCGCUUUAGUGUGCCUUGUUGUAAUUAUCUGCCUUUGCAUCAUUUUAACCACCAAACCGAGAUGCGCGUUCACGCACGGCGCUGUUUCCGCGGACUCUGCCAGGUGCUCCAACAUCGGCAGGGACAUAUUGCUUGAGGGGGGCUCAGCGGUGGACGCAGCCAUCGCAGCUCUGCUCUGCACUAGUUUGGUCAACCCACAGAGCAUGGGCUUGGGUGGAGGUGCCAUCUUUACCGUUAUGGACAAAACUGGCAAAGUGAAAAUCAUCAGCUCAAGAGAAACAGUCCCAAAAGAUGUCCAAGCAGAUCUGCUGAAUAGGUGUCCGAAAACCACUCCAUUAGCUCCAGGAAGUCACUGGAUAGGUGUACCAGGAGAACUCCGUGGCUACGAAAGGGCUCAUCAGUUGUAUGGAAAGCUGCCCUGGGCCAAACUAUUUGAGCCCUCUAUCAAGCUGGCCCGAGAGGGCUUUCCCAUGCCAUCCUACCUCGCUUAUUUCUUGCAGAACAAAUUAAUCAAAAUGCUGAUUAAUGGCACUGAACUCAGUGAACUGUUUUACACAAACAUGACAGCUCAUCAACCAAGGGACACCCUCAAGUUCCCUCAGCUGGCAGAAACCAUGGAAACUAUCGCCACAGAAGGGGCCGAUGCCUUUUACACUGGAAAAAUCGCCAAGGACUUAAUCCAGGAUGUACAACAUAGAAAUGGAGUGUUAUCGUUAGAAGAUCUGAGCACUUGUCGGGUCAGAGUCAGUGACGCGUGGUCAGUUCAACUUGGGCAAUACAAGAUGCACUUCCCUCCUCCACCGGCAGGGGGAGCGAUACUCAGCUUUAUCCUCAAACUAAUGCAUGGGUUUGGGCUUUCUCCAGCCUCCAACCAAGGAGACCAGAAAACCCUGACUUUGCAUCGGUUCCUUGAGGCGGUUAAGUUUGCCAAUGGACAAAAGCACAACUUCAAAGACCCCAAGUUUGACUCUACAGAUAUGGAGUACAUCAAAAAUGAGAAGUUCAUUAAGCAUAUCAAGGCUUUGAUCACUGACGGCUCCACACACAACGCCUCUUACUACAACAUCACACCGUCAGUCGACAGCUUUGGCACCACGCAUGUUUCAGUGAUGGCAGCAGAUGGCAGUGCAGUGUCAGUCACCAGCACCAUCAACCACAUGUUUGGGUCAACUGUUUACUCUCCUAAAACUGGUAUCAUCCUCAACAACGAGCUAGUUGACUUCUGCGGCCGAGCAGUUUCUGUCACACCAGGCGAGCAGCCUCCCUCCUCCAUGGCUCCUACCAUCCUGCAGUCCCAGGAGAAGACUCUGGUGAUUGGUGGAUCAGGAGGAAGUUACAUCACCACAGCUAUGGCCCUUUCUAUUAUGAACCACUUGUGGUUUGGGAUGAACCUUAACAAAUCUAUCACUGAAAAAAUAGUAUUUGUGAGCUCCAGCAACAAUGUCCUUUUUGAGAAUGGAUACAUCAAAUCAGCUAUCGAGGCAAUGAAAGCAAUAGGACACAAUGUGACGGAAAAAAACAUUUACCCAUUUUUUAAUGUGGUCAACGGUAUCUCGAAAGAAGGCCAGUGCAUCAGUGCCGUAUCUGACGCCAGGAAGCACGGCGAGACAGCGGGAUACUGACCCUGUGUCUGUUUGUGCUGUCAGCUGUUAGAGAUUGGUGUGGUGAUUCAUCAGGCCCAGGAGGAAGUGAGGGUGGAAACAAAGGGUCAGCACUCCCUUUCAGCGACACCUGUAGACACCAUAAAUUCAAACACAGGGUGAUUUGCGCAAUGGUGUGCAUUUAUCAGUCAAUUUCCAUUUUUGGACUCUUACAAACAAGAGUUACAGAAAGAUUUGAGUACAUGUAAAUAUGUUUUUUGUGUCAGGGAGACC
Messenger RNA from Carassius carassius (crucian carp), 1960 nucleotides. Its product is annotated as glutathione hydrolase 5 proenzyme-like. Lineage: Eukaryota; Metazoa; Chordata; Actinopteri; Cypriniformes; Cyprinidae. The transcript is spliced from 12 exons. Gene Ontology annotation, cellular component: plasma membrane. Gene Ontology annotation, biological process: glutathione catabolic process; inflammatory response; leukotriene D4 biosynthetic process. The coding region runs from base 47 to 1708 and encodes 553 amino acids. Gene Ontology annotation, molecular function: leukotriene-C(4) hydrolase activity; glutathione gamma-glutamate hydrolase. The record is from RefSeq and is a predicted model, not a curated record.